AUGGCACUGUUGCGCAGAGAUCUCGUUUUCUCGAGACCUCCUUGCAGCAAGACAAUGCAGUGCCUGACCAAGCGUGAAGAGAGGCGGGAGGCGACAGAAUCUAGGGACUCCCCUGGUGUCAGAUGCUGCUGCCUUGCCUACCAUGUUCCAUCUUUGGGUUUUGUCCUCCCUGUAGGGGGCUUCAGCAAGUUUCAGGCCGAGAGCCCGCAUCUUUGCGAAACCAACCUGGACCCGGCCAGUUCCAGCAACUCUCCGGCGACGGUGGCGGCCCCUGUCGUGGGGCUGGGCGGCUUGAGACUCAGCUCAGACUGUUCGGAUGCCGAGUCAGAGCCCCUGAGCAGCGGUGGCGGCCUGGAGUCGGAGGGGGCCAGCCCUCCGUCCUUCCCCGUGCAGAUUCUGCCGAACCUCUACCUGGGCAGUGCCCGCGACUCUGCCAACAUGGGCAUGUUGGCCAAGCUGGGAAUCCACUAUAUCCUCAACGUGACCCCCAACCUUCCGAACCUUUUUGAGAAGAACGGCGAUUUCCAUUACAAGCAGAUUCCCAUCUCGGACCACUGGAGCCAGAACCUCUCGCAGUUCUUUCCCGAAGCCAUCGAGUUCAUCGACGAGGCCCUGUCUCGGAACUGCGGAGUCCUGGUGCACUGCUUGGCCGGGAUCAGCCGCUCGGUCACCGUCACCGUCGCCUACCUCAUGCAAAAGUUCCACCUGUCCCUCAACGAUGCCUAUGACCUGGUGAAGCGCAAGAAAUCCAACAUCUCACCCAACUUCAAUUUCAUGGGGCAGCUGCUAGACUUUGAGAAGUCUCUGGGGCUGGGCAGGAGCAGCCGUCGCCCCACCUCCAGCCAGACCUUCUUCACUUCUCCCACUGACGACAGCGUCUUCGAGCUGGACCCCACGUAGAGAUGAAAGGGGCUGCUUUGUUGUUGUCCUCUGCUCUUUGGUUCUAGCUGCUGCCCCGGUGGCAGAGUCCAGUAGGACCAACAGAAUACCUCAUGCCUAAGAGGGAGGCGCGUCUUUCAGAAUCGGCAGCCACUUCCAGAGAAGGUUCGACUUCGAGCGAGGUUUCAUACCUACCAGUCUCACAGAUCAAGAUGACACGGCCAUAGAAAUAACCAAAGACCCUCUCUGCCCCUCUCCCAAAUUCUGGAGUCUGUUGUUCAGGAAUGACGUUUUCUUUUCCUCGACAUCAUGUCGAAUAGCCCAGAUUAAAUGAAAGAUGUGGAAAGGGCCAUGUCAGGUCUGGAACCUACCAGUUUUCGGUGGCUUCCAUCUUAACAUUGAAUGUUUCCCAUUGUAAGGCCUGAUGUAGUCGUGAAGGCCGUCCUGUUCUCUUACCUGUUAAUCCUUCAUGGCUAGGUUUUCCUAUUCUAGAAUGACAUCCUUCGGCUCAUUUCAGGGCCACGGGGAAGACUAUCAUAGCAUGGAAAUGAACAAAAUAAAUGGUUUUCCUAGACCGGGAACCCACAUCUCAGUGGUGAGUUGCUCUCCACCUGAAAUGAUUUCUGAAUGGUUUUGUAGAAAUGGAAUCCAUGAAUGGCAGCAUGUAUAAUCUGAGACUCUAGCAGUUGCCUUAAGGAGACUCCAGUGCGGAUUUGGGUGCCCCAAAUCCUAGAACAAGGAUGAAGACUACGCUCUCCUUUCACUUAGCUCUUCGACAACAGGGACUGACUCCGCCCCACCGGGGUUGGAGCCAGUGCAGCUCUGCCAGAGGGCCACGUUAGCAAAUGUCUAAGGCCGUACCCAGUCAGGGACCACCAGCUUUUGCUGUGGGUUCAGAAGCCUGCAUAACCAUGGCCUGCCCUUGUCUCAGAAGCUUAGCCACUCCACAGCUAGGCCCUGCAGAAGGAAAAUUCAGAACAGGUUUGCAUUAGGAAGCCGGCUGGGGGACACUGCUGAUCAAUGACUCCAGGCAGAGGCAUAGUGCUCCCAGUGGGUGGGUGGGUGUUGAACUGACAGUGCAUGUUAAUGCCAGCAAGUGAACAGUCCCAUUUGUGUCGUGUGGGUGUACGCACACUGGGCAGGGUUCAGCGUACCUGCAUGCGGGACUCCACUUGCACUUCAGAGCCGAGUCCUGGAAUCCCCUCACCAGAGCUCAGCCUUGAAACAGAGCCACAAGAGGGUAGAUCGUCCACAGAAGGAAAAAUAAAUGAGCAGAGCGUUCUGUUGUCGUUUUCCUCUGCCUCCGCCGCCUCAGUACGUCUGGGACCAAGAGGCAGAGCUCCUGUCUGAAAAUGUGUGUCACUCCUAAGCAAGUCUGAUUACCAGCGGUUCUGGUUUUAAAACAGCAGCAUUCAAUUAAGCACUGUGCAUACACAGUGAGCAUGAUCGGCCGACACGUUGUGUCUGCGGGUUUUGUUGUUUUUCACCGAAGGCCCUUGGCCUGUUUGUGCAUCUGCUGGGAUGUGCAAAGGUUCCGCUCCUGUGGAACCCUUUGAUUCAUCUUAUUUCAGCGGGUUUGGUUUUACCUUGAAAGUUUUUACCCCUCUCAGCUAGGAAGGAAUUCUUGGAAGUGUUAUGGGCAACAGCUUGCCAAAGCCUCCAAAAACCCGAGGGAUAGCUCCAAGAGCGUGGGAGUCAGUUCCCUCCAUAGCCUUUUACCUUAUGUCUAGUAAAGCCAGAUAAAAUAUGCAAAGGAGUGCCAACCGCAGAAUAAAAUAUUCAAAGACAUAAACAGUUAUGCAAAUUUGCUCCGCAUAAUUUAUGCGUGUUGUGGAAUCCAGCUUGUCUUGGCACAGGAUUUGGACUGCCUGGGUGUGGAAUUUAAAUUUAUUUUUUUUACCAAAAGCAUGGUGUACACAUUGUACGUUGUGUCUUUCGUGCACAGGUUUGUGUACGGGUUUGUGUACGGGUGGAUCUCUCUGGAGUGGUGCUCAUUUGUGAAAGCCGAAAGUCCAUCGGGAGAAGAGCUGCUUUUUGUAAACUUGGUGCUGUCGGGACUUCUUGGCCAGGAUUUGGUUCUCAAUUGAAUGUAAAUGGCUCCAGAGCUGAAGGGGGAAUGGACAAACGCCCUCAUUGCCACGGAUAACAGCCUCUUCAAUAAAGCAGGACUUUAAAAACAA
This is a messenger RNA of Sphaerodactylus townsendi, 3059 nucleotides long. It is a transcript of the gene DUSP9, whose product is annotated as dual specificity phosphatase 9. The coding region runs from base 1 to 900 and encodes 299 amino acids. The record is from RefSeq and is a predicted model, not a curated record. Gene Ontology annotation, biological process: protein dephosphorylation; negative regulation of MAPK cascade. Gene Ontology annotation, molecular function: protein tyrosine/threonine phosphatase activity; MAP kinase tyrosine/serine/threonine phosphatase activity. Gene Ontology annotation, cellular component: cytoplasm; cytosol. The transcript is spliced from 3 exons. Lineage: Eukaryota; Metazoa; Chordata; Lepidosauria; Squamata; Sphaerodactylidae.